This is a messenger RNA of Zophobas morio, 4520 nucleotides long. RefSeq lists its product as uncharacterized. Lineage: Eukaryota; Metazoa; Arthropoda; Insecta; Coleoptera; Tenebrionidae. Gene Ontology annotation, biological process: adenylate cyclase-activating G protein-coupled receptor signaling pathway; cell surface receptor signaling pathway. Gene Ontology annotation, molecular function: G protein-coupled receptor activity. Bases 9 to 4520 code for a protein of 1503 amino acids. Gene Ontology annotation, cellular component: plasma membrane. The transcript is spliced from 6 exons. The record is from RefSeq and is a predicted model, not a curated record.
UUGUUGAAAUGGUUCUCAAAUACGUCUUAAUAUGUGCCAUUGUCGUGAAUCAAAGCACGCUGCUACAGAUAUCACCGAUGUGUAACGUUGUUAACAGAACCGACUACAGUGCAUUUUCGUGUAUCGACGAUAGGAAGAAAAACGUAUACAAUGAAUGCUUUGAAACAAAGUUCUGUGCAAAAAAUAACAAUUUUGAACUUAAAUCACUACCAGAAUGUCCGAAAGGUUUCAGUGAUGCUGAACAAUUUUGCUACACAUUAAGCAAGACAUCAGUUUUUCCUCCAAAUUGUCCAUUCAACAACACCUUACCGUUCGAUUCUUACAAGCACGUAAUUGCUGAAAAAAAUCUUGGACCUGUAUGGAUGCCAGUUCACCGAAACUUGACCAAUGGUCUUGGAUUCUUACAAUGGACGGAACACAGCCGGUUGUAUAAGACAGCUUUUGAAGACCCCUUUUUCUUUGAAGGUGGAAUAAAGAACAAAAAUUGUCUCGUGUACCACAAUAGUUCGUACAUAAUCGGUGUAUCGUGCCUUGAAAGUUAUCAAGGAGUAUGUGCUUACACGAAACUGCACCGGAAGCAAGGUACGUUAUGUGAAACUUUUGACAACUGUGUUUCCAGUACAUUAAAUGCAAAGUCCAGAUGUAUAUGUCUUGAAACAUCUACAAACACAACACGUCACAAAGCUGAAUUUUUAGAGCCAUAUCAAAAUAACAUCUAUAAAAUCUUAACAAAUGAGACCUGUGAGAUUGGUCUUGAGAAAUUUUCAAAUGGAACAUUAGUUUGGACUAGGUCAGGACAAGAAAUAGAUUAUAGUUUUUGGUCCCCAGAAGUAGUAUUUGUAGAUACAAAGUUUUACAUAGCUUCCAGUCCCACUGGAUGGCUUUUGAGCGAACAACCACUUUCCUGUUCAUUUGUAGCAAGAAAUUUACCAGAAGAAUUUCCAACCGUAAUUUUGACACUGACCUACAAGACGGAUUUCAACUUCGUCUUAAACAUUUAUUUUUCGAGUAAAGUAAAUUCGAAUUUCACUAUUUAUUGCUUUACGGAUGCAGAUUCUUCAACCCUGUUAUACCGUUAUAUAAAUUUAACUCUGAUUUCUCAAAAUAAUACUCAGGCGGUAUAUGAGUUUCAACGACUCAAUACUGGGUCUGGCAAUUACUGGUGUGAGGGUUUCACAUAUUUUGAAGCAAAUGCAAUAAGCAGCAACGUACUCUCUUUCCAAAACGAUGUAUUUAUAGGAACUAUCCGCCUGAAAUAUAACGAAAGUAUAAAUCCUCUUAACCCUGAGAUUAUCGGUCUCUUAAAAGAACACUUAUUAGACACCCAUUGCCCUUACCGCCUGAUAAAAAUAAAUGAUUUCGACGAAGACAAAAAAUAUCUGUCUAUAAAUGUUGGUUUUGAGUGUUCUCCAUCAAAAAUUCAGAGGUCACUUAUCGAUAUGAAUAAUGUAAAUUUUAAAAUCGUUAGUGUACUGGCUGUUGAAUAUUGUCCUGAAAUUGUGGACAACGGUUUGACUUGGCCAGAAACAGCAGCUGGAUUUGAAACAUAUUCGGAAGAGUACUGUUUUAAAAUUGACGGAUUUCGUUUAGGCAGACUGUGUGUUGAAGACCCCAUCAAGGGUGCUUAUUGGGCAGAGCUUACAGAAACAUGUGAGAUACCGGAAAAAUCUUCAGUAACGGAUAAGUUAUUAUCAUUAAUAAGUCUAUCAGGAGAAGAAAUUGUUUCUCAGCUGCCUGAAAUUUUAAAUGCUUAUACGGAGUUUGUUCCCUUUGAUGUAUAUUUAACCUCAGAAUAUUUUAACAAUCCACAACAUAUUUUAUUUAGUAUUGAAGUAUUUGGUAAUGUAGUAGAUAAUAUUUUAAUGAUUGACAGCAAAAUUUUAAUGGAAUCGCAGUUAAAAUUUCAUGCCACCGAUAUUUGGUUGGAAACAAUUUUCAAAUAUCUUUUUUCGUCUUACGUAUAUGGAAUAGUGUUAGAAACAAAUAUUAUGUUCGCCGUGUUCCAAUAUUAUCAUGAUAUAAAUGCUGUAGUUGUUCAAAACAUCGAAAAUAAACUGCAAGUAAUUGAAAUUCCUGAAGGCACAUCCUUGUACGAAAUAUUAACUACUGAAAAUUUUGAAAGUGGUAUUUAUGUUGGACCUGAGAAUUCUAUGGGAGAAGAAACUAGGGUAAUUGCAAAUUUUUUUAAUGCAGGAUUUUUUCCUCAUGAGCUGAGUGAAUACGCGUAUGCUAUAUACCAGUUUGAAGGAACCGAAUUUUCAGAGGGUGAAUACACGGUUUUUUACAAAUUUAAGGAAGAUCAAUUUACUCAAAAUGUAAAAUGUGUAGUUUGGGAUUCGUCUAGCGCGUGGACUGUAGAAGGUCAAUUUGAAAUCUACAAAUCUUCUUUUACGUGCUCAUUUGUGCGGUGGGGAGGUUUAGCUUUGCUUUUAACAUCUCCAGAUACUGUAACACAAAGUUUAAUAGACAUACUAACCUCUGAUGCCGCUUCUGUUGAAAUUAUUUCAAGACUUGUCCAAGUAGUCUUUAGAUACAACGAAUUUAGCUCUACAGACGUUUUUCUUACCGCAGCAAUUAUUAAAAAAUUGAGUGAUCAAAAAGUUAAUUUAGAAUUGUUAACACAAAUUGUUAACUAUAUUCAAAACAUUGAAAGAGAUAACCUUGUAGAAAGUCAGAAACUUCAAAUGGCAACUGACGAAAUCUUAUACUACACUGAUGUGAUAAUAGAAAACCAAGAAUACACGGGCGAUGUUUUAAUCGUUGAAGACAACUUUAUAUCGUUGAUUUAUAAAUGCGACGAUUUUAGCGGGUUGGUACUUCUUGACAAUAACGAAGUCGUAAUUUUGAACGGUUCUGUUGACAUAUCUGUGUUGCUAACAUACAAAAAUUUAGUCAGUGCGCUAGUUUUGAGUCCAAAAUUAAAAGAUCAACUGAGUCAAAACUCAAAAAUUAUAGUUAACAUAUACUUGAAAGACGUUCUUUUCAACGAAAAUAAAAAUGUGAUUUACGAAACAGUCAGCACUAUUUUCGACGUUGUUCUUCCUGAAAUUGAGGGAAAUUUUUCGGGGCCUAUAUCGACAUUUCACAAAAUGGAUUCACAAACAAUGUAUCAAAAUGCAUGUGUGUACUGGCAGUACAAUGUGCCCGAAAAUAUUCCGGGUUUUUGGAAAAAAGACAAUGAAACCAAGGCAUCGUCGUCUUUAAUUCAGUGUGAUUUCUGGCAUGCUACGCACUUUGGGUCCGUUUUACUCGGAGCAGAUAAAGAUAGAUAUACUGAAACUGAAAUGAUUUCUCUUCAAUGGAUUACGAACGUCAAUUGCACAUUAUCUUUAAUUGGUUUCAUGGGUAUAAUUCUCACAGCUUUAGUCUGUGAAAAUUGGCGACAACAAAUAAAAAAUAAGGUUUUGUUAUAUUUUAGUUUGUCCGGUAUGUUUCAAAUGGUAGCAUUUUUGAUUGCAGACAAUACUGACAAAUAUUUCGAAAACUAUGCUCUUUGUGUUAUUUCAGGGGUUUUAGUCCACUAUUCUGUUUUGGUUCAGUUUUGUUGGACGUUCUUAUUAGCCUUUUUCCAAUUCAGAGCCAGUGUACUUAAAAAACGAUACAACUUCGAACAACUUAUGAAAAAAUCAACUAUAUUUGUAAUGACGCUUCCUUUGCUCAUUGUUGUAAUUGUGUUGGUGAUAAACUUUGAUUCCUACGCUAAAAGUAAAACGGGAAUUUGUUAUCCAGCCGAUUCUGCUCUUUACUAUGGGGUUUGGUGGCCGAUUUCUGUCAUUCUAACAUUUAAUUUGACAACUUGUUUCUUUGUAUAUAAUGCAAUUCGCACAGAGCAUCGAGUUAAGCGCACUGCGCUGCUAUUUUUCUUACUUGGCCUUACUUGGAUUUUUGGUUUUAUUGCAGAAAUAUCGCUUAGCGUGGUUUUUGUAUAUUUAUUUGAUUUCCUAGUAACUUUCCAAGGUGUUAUUUUAUUUUUAAAUUUUGCUAGUCGAGACCUAACACGAUCUUUGAAAAAUUCGGUAAUGAACAAAAAUUACUUUUCCGACAAAAUUCUCCAAUUUCAAAAUUUUUGGGAGCAUUUAACAUUCGUGUACCUCGACGAAAUUUGGAUUUACCAAAACGGUUCAGUGUCACGUCGUCGUUGGGUGCACGAAUCAGAUUUAAAAAGCGAGACGUUGAAGGAUAGUGGUUAUGAAAUUCUUAGAUUACCCCCAUACCAUUGUCAAUACAAUCCGACUAAAAUGGCAUGGGGGUUUUACGUCAGUUGGGCGCCCUCAUUCGGUCAUAAUGCGAACGACCACCAACGAAAACGGGUCACGAAAAACGGCAACACAACACGCACGUACUACCUCCUCUCGCCUCCGGGUAGGCAACUCAAUAUGCGCGCCGGAUACCACACGCAAACCGGAUUUCUUUUUAUCAAUAUCAAUAAAGGGAUUAUUUUUUCUUUGGUUGGAAAUGUGGCUACGUAUUACAUUACCAUGAUACAAAUAAACGAAAAUCAGUACCAGAAGUGCGGUUAG